Molecule: messenger RNA, 3633 nt
Organism: Mustela erminea (ermine)
Lineage: Eukaryota; Metazoa; Chordata; Mammalia; Carnivora; Mustelidae
Product: interferon-induced protein with tetratricopeptide repeats 1-like
Exons: 3
Coding region: 1850-3301 (483 amino acids)
Biological process (GO): defense response to virus
Cellular component (GO): cytosol
Molecular function (GO): RNA binding; protein binding
Source: RefSeq, a predicted model, not a curated record
AGACGUGGGAGAAGCCUUGGGAAUACAAACACUACCGAGAAUCUUUUUUAAAUAUUCUACAGGCCAUGGAACUGUAAGGUUGGUUUUUUUCCUGAGAGCGGGAACUGACUGGUGUUGGGGUGGUCACGUAGGGGACAUCCACGGAACAGACAACACGUCAUUAUCAUCCUUUUCAACUUUGUUUCUCUAAACAAAGAACGGGUUUAUUAUAUUUAACCUGCCAAAAACUACUAGAGCAGAAAUACUUUCUUUUUCUUGUAAACAAGAUGGGACUAAAGUCAUCAUGGUAUGCACACUGACGUGUUUUAUCAGCUAAUGGUACUGACUGCUUUCCCACACAACAAAAAGAAAGAUAAACUAAUAGACAAAGACCUGAUGGGUGAAAACAUAUGGAAUCGAGCAAAUACAGUCAAAUAUUACCAUAGAAUCUAGGUGCUGAGUGUAUUGGUGCUUGCUGUAAAGUUCUCUCAGCUUUUCUCUGUCUGCUGAUGCUCAAAACAAAACCAUUAGGAUAGAAAGGUUUAAAAAGGCCCUCUCUAAAAGGGACACCAAAAUGAGGCACGGGAACCGAAACAUACACAGGCUAGAGGAUAAAAGUGCAUGGAGAGAAAAGAGCCCAAGUGAUUUGUUUGAAACGCCGGGUGUUUCUCUUCCCCACGCGUGGAACUUCGCAGAUACACACCACAUACCACACACAAGCGUCGGCACCCCGGGACAGAGCCGCACCCCUGGCUCUCAGCCCUCGGCCUCAUGGCGCCAGACGGGAGAAGAGGAUGGCUUCUCUCUCCUGCUCUGAUUGAGGACUGAGGGGACCCACCUCUCCCCUUUCAACCAAGGAGAAACCACCUUGGUCCCCUGUGUCAUGCUAACCAUGACAGCAAGCGGAGAAAGGAGAGGCCGGUCCCAACUAUUACAGACCAAGGGGUAAAGAUAAAGAAGGGGUACGGUUUGGAUUAGGCCACGAGAUGGGGCAGGUGAACCAUCCAGAAGCAUGUGCAGUUUUGGGGGGCAGUCUCUGGCCGAGCAGGAAGAGUGGGGAAGCAGAUGGGGUGCAGUUUGUCAUGGAUGCUGUCCCCCCGUUUGGGCUUGAGGAAGCCGCCCACAGCCGGCUGGCUUGCCAGCUCCUUGUAGCUUGCUCCUGUCCUGGGACCUCCACAGAUAAAUGCGACACUCCGAGCCAUGGCAUUGGCCACGUGAGACGUAAGCCAGCCCUGGAGCGUUCCGUGUACUUCCUGUGGCAGUCUGGCCAGUACCCGUAGCCCACAUGGGCUCAUAGGCCUGGACAGCCUUGCUCCAGUUCUUUGCAUUAGCUAUGGUGGCCUUGGUUUGCUCAAAAGUGUCCUACUCAGUGACGCCAGAUUCCCUCUCAUGCAGCUUCUCCCCAGUGCAGGUGAUUAUGUCCCUUGGCAAGGGUGUGGGCCCCUUUCUGCCCUUUCUGCUCAUCUGAAUUCCCAGAGACAGGCCUAUCUUCCAAGCACCCCAGGACGGCCAGGGGUGAUCCCCCGGGGAAGGCCCCGUUUGUCACUGGGCACCAGUUCUCCCAGCCACCGCAGUGCUGGGGUCUUGCUUCUGCCAGGCCAAGUCCAUGUGACGAUGGGGGACACACAAACUUCCUAGGUGUCUGCCCCAGCUUGGCGCCGUUCAGGGAGGUUAUGUGUUUCCCCAGACUCUUCUUACAGUUCUCCCCACCACGAAGAACUUUCUGAGGGCACCACGGCGUUGGAACCAACACACUAAAGAACCCUGUGUUGGGACUGAGUGCAGAACAUCCUCAAGACUGGCUGGAAUCUCAGAAGAGCCCAUCAGCUCAGCAUAACACUGCAGAACCGUUGUCUGAUUCAUCGCAGCCAUGAGUGACAAAUGCGAAGGGAAUCUCCUUGAAGAGAGCCUGGUUCAGCUGAGAUGUCACUUCACGUGGGAGUUGCUAGUGGAAGCCACCGAGCUGCCCGAUUUAGAAAACAGGAUCUUGGAUGAGAUUGAUUUCCUGGACACCAGAUACAAUGUGGGGAUCCACAACCUGCUGGCCUACGUGAAACACCUCAAGGGCCAGAACCAGGAAGCCCUGGGGAGCCUGCAGGAAGCCGAAGCCUUGAUCCGGCAGGAACAGACCGCCCAGUCAGAGGCGAGAAGCCUGGUCACGUGGGGCAACUACGCCUGGCUGCAUCACCGCAUGGGCAGGCCGCAGGAAGCCCAGGCUUACCUGGACAAGGUGGAGGACGCCUGCAAGAAGCUCGGGGCUUCCUCCCGCUACAGAGUGCAGUGUCCCCAGAUGGACUGCGAGGAGGGGUGGGCCUUGCUGAAAUGCGGAGGGAAGAAGAAUUAUGAACGGGCCAAUGCCUGCUUUGAGAAGGCUCUGGCAGUGGACCCAGAGAACCCUGAAUUCAGCACUGGGUAUGCGAUCUCCACCUACCGCCUAGACAGCUUUAACAAAGCAACACAGGUUAGCGAGGCGUUUUGUCUGCAGCCCCUGAGAGAGGCCAUCAGGCUAAACCCAGAAGAUGCGUAUGUUAAGGCUCUCCUUGCCCUGAAGCUCCAGGACGUAGGCCAAGAAGCCGAAGGAGAAAAGUACAUAGAAGAAGCACUAGGCAACACGUCCUCGCAGACCUACGUCUUCCGGUAUGCGGCCAAGUUUUACCGAAGAAAAGGCUGUCUGGAUAAAGCUCUCCGGCUCUUAAAAAUGGCCCUGCGGGCCACCCCGUCCUCUGCCUUCCUGCAUCACCAGGUAGGGCUUUGCUACAGGGCACAGGUGAUCGCAAUCAAGAGAGCUGCCAACUGGCAGCCCAGGGGACAGGACAGAGAAAAUGUUGACAGAAUGGCGAGAUUAGCCAUAUCUCAUUUUCAGUUUGCUCUGGAACAAAAGCCCACGUUUGAAGUUGCUUACAUACACCUGGCGGGCAUGUACAUAGAAGUCGGCGACUAUGGGAGAGCGGAAGACACGUACCAAAAAGUGCUCUGUUUGAAAUCACUCGAAGAAGAAAAACUGCAAGAGAUCCAUUUCCACUAUGGUCAGUUUCAGGAAUUUCAAAAGAAAUGUGAGAUCAAUGCAAUUAUCCAUUAUCUGAAAGCAAUAAAAAUAGAGAAGGCAUCACUGUUGAGGGAUAAAAGUAUCAAUUCUUUGGAGAAAUUGGCUUUAAGGAAACUUCGUAGAAAUGCAUCAGAUGUAGAAAGCUUGAGCAUUCUCGGGUUGGUCUAUAAAGUCAAAGGAGAGAUAAAUAAGGCCCUGGAGUACUAUGAGCGCGCCCUGCGGCUGGCGGCUGACUUUGGGAACUCUGAGACAGAACCCCUAGCCGUGGAAAUGUGAACCUCGUUCACAUUCUGUUUGACUUUUAGGUAACUCUAAACUUAAACUCUAAACUGUAGUCAUUUUUUUCUGCUUGCUACUUUCAGAAACAUAUUAAGUAAUUAAGUCAUCUGCUAUAGUGAUAGACGUUUUUAACAUUUAUACUCAAACCUUAUAAAAUAUUGUUAGUAGUCAGUAGUGAGGAGUGAAACAGAUAUACACACAUUUCUGUAUGUGAGAGUGAGAGGAACCAUUUCUCUGUUAAUGUUAUCUAGCAGAAAAGCAAUUUUUUGAGUAGAUUUGUAGCAAAUAUAGCAGUGGAUUUAUGUAAAAUAAAAUGUUUAAUUCAUUCA